AUGGGCAUUAAACAUGGGGUAGCCCGCGUUCAUCGUAAGCUGACCACCAAGCACGGCUGGCUGGGUAACUACAAUUAUACUUGGCUCUGUACCCCUACUCUUCCUUUUUCCAUCGGUGGACGCAAAAGCAUGAGGCCACGGGCCCCGCCGUUUUACGCUCUCGACGCAGAGCUUCCUUUGGUGCUUGCGAUGGCAUGCGGUCUGCAGCACUCACUUGCGAUGCUUGCUGGGCUGAUUACACCACCCAUCAUAUUUGCAAGCUCUCUUGCUCUCGACGGCGAGACUUCGGCGUACAUGAUUUCUGCAUCUCUCAUAGGAUGUGGGAUACUCAGUCUUGUCCAAAUGUCCCGUAUGAAGCUCUUCAAAGGUUAUUAUCUCGGUACUGGGCUACUCUCUGUCGUAGGCACCAGCUUUGCUACCCUUAGCACGGCAGAUGCAAUUUUUUCAGCAAUGUACAGCAAUGGAACAUGCCCCUCUACAACAGCUUCUGAUGGUACAAUGAUUCGCGGGGCUUGUCCUGACGCGUACGGGAUGGUACUAGGCACAUCUCUCAUCUGUUCUCUCCUCGAAGUCGGCUUGUCUUUCGUCCCUCCGCGAAUUUUACAACGCAUCUUUCCCCCAAUGGUUACUGGAACAGUCAUUCUGAUGAUUGGCGCAUCGCUAGUCGGAUCUUCUGGUAUCCCAGACUGGGGAGGUGGGUCAAAUGGCUGCCAGUCACGCCCUACUAGUGGAAUAUAUAUGCUUUGUCCAAGUACACAGGCGCCAAAAGCUCUCCCGUGGGGAUCCCCUGAAUUUAUCGGCCUUGGAUUCCUAUCCUUCAUCAGUAUCAUCUUGACAGAACUCUUUGGUUCGCCUUUUUUGAAGAACGCAAGUAUUAUCGUCGGGCUCGCUGUGGGAUGCGUUGUCUCAGGUGCCACGGGGUAUAUUGAUGGGAGCAGUAUCACUACAGCGCCCGUAGUUACAUUUCUUUGGGUCCAUCGGUUUAAAAUAGGAGUAUAUCCCCCCGCUAUAUUACCCAUGCUGGCGGUCUAUGUUUCUACAACGAUGGAGGCUAUUGGAGACAUCACAGCAUCCGCCGAGGUCUCUCGCGUUGAGGUCGAUGGAGAAGACUUUGAUUCAAGAAUUCAAGGUGGUGUCCUCAGUGAUGGUUUAGGCGGGUUUAUAUCUGCACUAUUUACUGUGACUCCAUUGUCGAUAUUUGCACAGAAUAACGGCGUUAUCGCUAUCACACGCUGCGCAAACCGUUCUGCUGGACGAUGGUGCUGUGUCUUUCUGAUAAUGUUCGGUGUGUUAGGCAAGAUCUCAGGCUUUUUCCUUGCUAUCCCAAAUCCCGUUCUUGGAGGAGUUACGACGUUCUUAUUUGCCAGCGUUGCGGUUUCUGGUAUUCGCGUGCUUUCUUACGUGCGGUUCACACGGCGGGAUCGCUUCGUCCUUGCUGCCGCAUUGUCGUUCGGCAUAGGCGACCUCAUCGUACCUGACGUUUUCACUUAUCUUUUUGAUGGUGUGCAAAAUGCAAACGUUGGCCUACAAGGGCUUUUUGAGUCUAUAACGAUUGUGCUAAGCACGCCUUUCUUGGUUUCUGGUAUUGUGGCCGUAAUACUUAACCUCAUAUUACCCCAAGAGGGCGAGGAGCCAGAGGAAGUUCCAGAGGUCCUGGAGACCGACGUGGAAGUCCAAGCACGAGAACCAAAGCCUGAAGAAUCCCAGUGA
Messenger RNA from Serpula lacrymans var. lacrymans S7.9, 1710 nucleotides. RefSeq lists its product as uncharacterized. Gene Ontology annotation, cellular component: fungal-type vacuole; membrane. The record is from RefSeq and is a predicted model, not a curated record. Gene Ontology annotation, molecular function: xanthine transmembrane transporter activity. The transcript has 12 exons. Bases 1 to 1710 code for a protein of 569 amino acids. NCBI's taxonomy places the organism in Eukaryota, Fungi, Basidiomycota, Agaricomycetes, Boletales, Serpulaceae. Gene Ontology annotation, biological process: xanthine transport; transmembrane transport.